CACAAGAUGAAAGUCAACAUUUUAAUUUGCCUUGGCCUUUGCCUAAUUGCCAUGAUUCAAGCUGAAAAUGCAAAUCCAGCCACUGAUGUGAAACAAUGCUCGGGCAGUAAACCAUUUCCGCUAGAGGUCCGUGUUCAUGGUUGUGUCACUCCGCCAUGCAAUAUUGUCAAGGGAUCUACACAGGACUUCGAAAUCGAUUUUGCCGUGGACAAAUAUAUUACUCAACUCACUGCCUUGGUGAAGGCCACCACUUUGGGCAUUAUUACAGUGCCCUAUGACCUGCCGCCCGAGGUGUCUGCUGUCUGCCCCAAUCUCAUGUAUGGAGCCUAUUGUCCUCUCUAUCCAACCGAAGAUGUGACUUAUUUGUUUAGUUUUCCCAUUGGUGAUUAUCCUGAGAUUGGAGUGAAAAUAGAAAUUUAUUUGGUGGAUCAAGAUGGAGAUACGGCCACUUGUUUUGUGUGUGACAUCAAGGUCGUUAAGAAUACCGGAGGGACGAAAGUCUAUGAGCUCAAUUAUCUCAACUAAAGUUAAAUAUUCUAUUUAUAAUUUACUGUGAUAUACAUUUUUUUUUUAAAUGAAAUCUGUUAUAUAAAGCGUAAUUUAAUCAACAAAAAACUAAACAUUAUUUUAAAUAUAGUUAUCUGAUAUUUGCUUUCAUAUUCCAAUUAUAGAA
Drosophila willistoni is the source of this 673-nucleotide messenger RNA. Its product is annotated as NPC intracellular cholesterol transporter 2 homolog a. NCBI's taxonomy places the organism in Eukaryota, Metazoa, Arthropoda, Insecta, Diptera, Drosophilidae. Gene Ontology annotation, molecular function: sterol binding. The record is from RefSeq and is a predicted model, not a curated record. The coding region runs from base 7 to 525 and encodes 172 amino acids. The transcript is spliced from 2 exons. Gene Ontology annotation, biological process: intracellular cholesterol transport.